This is a messenger RNA of Verticillium dahliae VdLs.17, 933 nucleotides long. RefSeq lists its product as uncharacterized. The transcript is spliced from 2 exons. Lineage: Eukaryota; Fungi; Ascomycota; Sordariomycetes; Glomerellales; Plectosphaerellaceae. Gene Ontology annotation, molecular function: protein serine/threonine kinase activity; ATP binding. The record is from RefSeq and is a predicted model, not a curated record. The coding region runs from base 1 to 933 and encodes 310 amino acids. Gene Ontology annotation, cellular component: cytoplasm. Gene Ontology annotation, biological process: protein phosphorylation.
AUGUCUGACACAAAGCGCCAUACCCGCUUUAUUGAGGAGCCGUCUUCAAUUCAAGUCGGGCCCGCGAUCGCCGAACCGGACACUGCCCGCAGUGGUGGUGUGCUUUCUCCCAAACUCCAUCGGGGAGCGGGAAGCCCGACCCAACCCGAAGAAAAGCCGACACUACUCCGCCCCCGCGGAUUCCCAGUCAAGCCAACAAUUGAGAGACACGAGGCAAAAUUUGUUAAUGUGUUUACCGGCUCACCUUGGAACCGGUACGAUGUCAGGUACCGAAUAAACCUCGGCUACUCGUUCGGCGUGGUCAUCGCUCGUGAUACAAGCCAUGCUCGGAUGAUCCGUACAAUCACUGGACCCAACAUCGAGGAGCAACUACAGCGCUUUCGUCAGCUAUGCCAUUCCAACAUUGUCAAGACCGUGGAGAUAUAUAACUGCUUCCACCAGGAAGACAACUUUCUAGUUUCAGAGUUGAUGCUAACGUCUCUCCGGCAUAUAUGCCGGUCGCCCAUCUACCCUACCGAGCAACAGCUCAGCUCCAUCCUGCACCAGGUUCUCUGCGGCGAAAAGUUUCUCUUAGAAAAUAACUUGGUUCACGAGCAGCUGUCUGCUGCGAACAUCUUGGUGAAUUAUGCAGGCGAAGUCAAAAUCUCCGACAUCGAAAGUUGCCGACGAGACGGUGAUGGCACGAAGCUCCUAGAGUCGUUCAGCCGUUUGAUGAUGAAGCUAAUGGACAAGGAGAAGUCGGUAUCCGCGGCCAUUGGUCUGUCUCAUCCCGAUAACUGGUCACACGAAGCCAUCGAUAUGUUCACUGCGGCCGUCUCGAAGCCUGGUGUCAACGAGUUGCUUGACCAUGGGGAUUUGCAGAAGCGAAAGCAGACGGAGUUGGUGUGGCUGGUUCCAUUGGUACUUAUUUCUGCAAAGCAUGAUAGACAUUAG